AAAGACGCGCUGCGAAUGCGAAAAUGUGUUUCGUGCUCGCUCCAAAAUAAAUUCACAUUUUACAAUGAAAAAUGAACCCCAAACGUGUCGCUUGUGCUUGCGCAGUUCGUUCCGUGGUCGCAAAAUUGCCAUCACGAACGGAGACUUUCAACAGAAGCUAAAAGCUGUGUUUUCGUUCGAUAUUGCGCCGGCUGAAAAUCUCCCGGCAGAUGCAUGCCGUGGAUGCCGAGAAACAGUCGAACAGUUCUACGAGUACAGUGAGAAAGUUCGAGCCAACCAGGACAGCCUGCAAGCUUCGAUUACCGCCACCGGAGCUGAUCCUGACGGGAAGGUGAAGAAAGAAUCGCCAGCGAAAGUCGCUUCCGAACCGAAUGUACACACAGACCCUGCCGACAGCAUCGUGCAGGUUGAGAAUUAUCAUAUUGAGCUGCUGAAGGUAGAACCAUGCCUUCCCGCGACGAAACAGACAAGUGAUCAGCACGAUGAACCGGUUGUGGAGUAUUUGUCGGAAAGUUUAGUCAAAGCAGAAUCGAACGACAGUUUAAAUUACGACGAUGAUAACGGAGACGUGCUAGAAGACACUGAACCAGUACGGGAGGAGCCCACGACCGACGAAGACAAAGGCAAACAGAACAACACACCACAGCGGCGCAAGAGGGAAAACCGGCCCCGGGAGGAGGAUGAAGAGCUGCUGCGCAAACAUUUCCACCUGGGGUGUGAAAAGUGCCCCUUCAAGGCGGAAACGGUGGCGGCACUGUUUCACCAUUACCGCCUGGACCACCAAACACCCGGCUACGUCGAGUGUUGCAAUCGCAAGUUUUUCCGGCGCGCACGGCUGCUCGAGCAUCUGGGCGCACACUUGGGAUCGAUCGUGUGCGACGUGUGCGGCAAAGUGUUCCGGAACGUGUGCUCGCUCAACUUGCACAAGCUGGACCACGAGCAGCCGAAGCACGCGCGACAGUACAAGUGCGAGCGGUGCAACUAUUCCUUCCACAAGCUGUACCACCUGAAGCAGCACCAGAAGCGCCACGAGCGUUUACGGUGCACCGUCUGCGAUAAGGUGCUGGCCGGCGAGCAGGGGCUGAAGACGCACAUGCAAAAAGUGCACGGCACGGACAACACACAGAUCUGCCCCACCUGUGGCAAGGAGUUCCGCUGCCUGCUGGCCAUGAAGCGGCACAUCCGGGCGCACCUGGGCAUCGUGACGGUCGAGCGGGUGCAGUGCGACCAGUGCGCGAAGUGGUUCGACAGCAAGCUGAACCUGCGCAACCAUAUCAAGGGCGUGCACGAUGGGGCCGGCCCGAUCCAGUGCGACGAGUGUCAGCACGUCAGCCCGAACCGGCGGGCACUGACGAACCAUAAGCUGCGGACGCACGGCCGCAAGCAGACGUUUGAGUGCGAGCACUGCGGGAAGAAGCUGAACACGAAGCUCACGCUGAAGGAGCACAUGGCCACGCACACGAACAUUCCGCUCUACUCGUGCGAGUUCUGUGGCAUCACGUUCAAUUCCAACGCGAACAAGUACGUGCACCGGAAGAGCAAACAUCCGCAGGAAUGGGAAGCGAUGAUGCAGCAAAAGCUCAUGCAGCGAAUGGGUCCAGCUGUAAUAUUGCCGGAAUACCGGUUUUUGGAAUCUUCGCUCACUAUUUUCACGUUCAGCCAUUUGGUGAGAUUGCCCUGGUACUCUGCGUCAGCUCCGAGCUUGAAGUCCAGCUCGUUCAGCUCCUCCUCGUUGCUUACGGCGUUAAACUCGAAUCCGGCCAGUUCGGGAUCGGAGCUCUUCUGUGCCAGAUCGCUAAUGCUCACCACGUCCUUCAGCUGUUCGAGUGUGGCCAGCGUUGUGCCGAGCUUUUUCUCCACCCGCAGCACACGAAUCGAAACGUCCUCCACCUCCUUCUGGAUGUGGUCCACCUUUCGGUUGAGCUGUCCGAUGUGUUGCAGCACGGUCGUAAGCAAGCUGAACACGUUCUCGAUCGUUGGUUCGCCCACGUCAGCGAACGGAUCCUGCUCUUCGCAGGUCAGCAAUAGUUCGCUGUGUACAUAUUUUAAUUAUUGUAUUUGUGUUAUUUUUAUUUAUCAGAAAACGAUUUUGUGUACAUUGCGCUGUAGAAGAUGCUUGAUGGAUCAGCUGGUUUGGAGCCACUUGACAGCGCGCUCUUGUUUGAUAACAAAAGCAAGAUUGUUUACGCUGAAAAGAAGCAUUCCGCAAAAAGAAGCAUCCGCAGCAUUUCGGUACGCAAAAAUGAGUGAAAGAUGUCGCCUUUGUCUGGGAAGUUUAUCGUCCACCGGGCCGAAGAUAUCGAUACGCGACGCUGAAUUUCAAGAGGAGUUAAAAACGGUGUUUCAUUUCGAUAUAAUCCACGAUACGGCGCUUCCGGAACACGUGUGCAAUGAAUGCAGAAGUACCGUGUCUUACUGCCACUCGUACUGCCUACAGGUUCAGGCCAAUCAGUUCCAACUGCUCGGGGAGGCGAACGAAAAUGUCCUUAAGCCGGUGGAAAAUGUUAUGGUGGAAUCACUAGUCGAGGAGGAUGACUGUACCAAGACGGAAAAGCAUUUACAGAAGGAAGAGCUGGCUGUGAAUCAAGAGGCAACGAUGUGUUUGGAGGUCCAGAAAGGAUUGAGUGUAGACGAGGAUUGCGUUCGAGGGAAGAACGAUAAACAGCGACGACGAGCGCGCCAAAGUAUUAAAAACAAGCCCGAUCUACAAAAAGAGACCGAAAAUCAGGACACGUCCUCAAAAGAAGUAUCACAAGCAAAUCAGUUAGAGAACGAUAAAAUCAUAACCCAAUUCUUCACUCUAGAGUGUGAGAUCUGUGCGGCAACGGCGGAAAGCUUCGUCCAGCUGCUGGACCACUACCGAACCGCGCACAAAACGAAAGGUUACGUGCGAUGCUGCGGUAAGCAGUUCGUUCGUCGAUACAUUCUGGUAGAUCACAUUGCAGCGCACCGCGGCACGAUACGGUGCGAAAUUUGCCAUAAAACGUACAAAACGAAGCGCUACCUGGCGCUACACUUUGCCAAAAGUCACAGCGGCGAAACGGAUCGACCGUUCAAGUGCGGCAAGUGUCACGUGUCCUAUCCGAAGCAGUAUUUGCUGCGGGCGCACGAACUGAUGCACGUCCAGCAGCAGUGCCAUAUCUGCGAGAAGGUUCUCUCCAACACUCAGUCGCUGAGGGUGCACAUCGCCCAGAUGCACGGCGGCGAAGGGCAUCACAUUUGUGACACGUGCGGGAAGGUGUUCCGCACCAAACCGGCCAUGGAGCGGCACAUCAACGAGCAUAUGGGGGUGGACGUGGUAGAACGGUUGCAGUGCGACCACUGCCAGAAAUGGUUCAGCGGGAAGUACAACCUGCGCAAGCACGUGCGCUUUAUGCAUCUGGAGGGCGGGCAGGUGUUUCGGUGCGAGCUAUGUCCGCACGAAAGUCCCAACAGUCGGGCACUGGCGAACCACAAGCUACGAGUGCACGUGGAGGAACGGUUCGAGUGCGAGUACUGUGGCAAGCGGUUUAAACGGCGGCCCAACUUGCGGGAACACAUCGCAUCGCACACGAACAUGCCGCUGUACUCGUGCGAGAUAUGCCAGAAUCGAACGUUCAACUCGAAGGCCAACUACUUUACGCAUCGAAAACACAAGCAUCCGCAGGAAUGGGAGGCUCAGAAACGGUUGCGGACGGAGCGGGAAAUGAGCAAACAUUAAUUUAUUAAUAAAAUCGUUUUCAUAAUUCACAAAGUGUCCGAUAAAGACACUGUUCAAAAGGUAAACG
Molecule: messenger RNA, 3767 nt
Organism: Anopheles coluzzii
Lineage: Eukaryota; Metazoa; Arthropoda; Insecta; Diptera; Culicidae
Exons: 5
Coding region: 65-3700 (1211 amino acids)
Cellular component (GO): nucleus
Molecular function (GO): zinc ion binding; DNA-binding transcription factor activity
Source: RefSeq, a predicted model, not a curated record